UAUACAAUUAAUCUUUGAACUACAACUACUACCUACGUUAACUUGUAUAUAGUACUUCCCCCUGUGGUUUUAACCAAUUCACAUCAGCUAUGGCACCAACAACUAACGGACAUGAAUAUAUAGAAUUCCUGUAUGGUCAAUCAUAAAAAUUUGAUGACAAACGGAUCCAAAAAGUUGAAUUCCCCUAAAAUGUGCAAUUUACCCACAAUCAAAGAAUUUGCAAAAAUGAUCUAGAAGGGAAUUCACUGACCUAAAAAGCCCGCAAAUGCCUUUAAUUUGAUAGGCGGGGUAGGACUAAUAAUAAAAUAGUUCAUUCAUAGUCAGCAUGAAUCGAUGUCGAAGAGUUCAACAACUGCCAGGUUCGAAAUAUGACCAUGUAGUGUCCGAGAGAACAUCAUGGAGAACAGUUGGAUCAUUUUUAUACUCGCAGCACUUCAAAUGACUCAAUGUUUUCAACUAAGGUCUGAUAUCAGAAGAUGCCAAUUUUCGGAUGACAGUUGCAUUACGAAUAGUAUGAAUUAUGUAUUAAGGCGAUAUGGUAAAAUCGGUAUGCCCGAAUUGAAAUUUCCGCCAUUAACCUCUGCCAAAGUGGAUGACUUGGAAGUUGUUGAGAAUGAUAAGAAAAAACUUAUUUGGUAUCAUGUGAAAGGUACAAAUAUGAUGGCCUAUGGUUUAGAAAAUACAACAAUCACAAAAGUCAAAACUGAUUGGAAACAAAAAUCUCUAGAUAUAUACGGACAUAUACCAAAUCUAAUGGCAAAAAUGAAUUACAGCAUAAAAACGAGAAUUCUAUCAUUUGCCUUGCAGUCCACGGGACACGGAUCGGUGGCAGUUAAGAAUUUGCGAUUUCUUUCAAGAAGUUCAUUUAUCAUUGAUAAUCGAGGAUAUGUGAAAAUAUAUCGACUGGCUGUACACACCAAAAUUGAUAGACCUGUAUUCGACUUGACCUAUGUGAACGAGGAUAAUACAGAUCUUGCAAUUGUGCUGAAUGAUGUGAUAAAUGAAAAUUGGCAAGACGUUUGGGCCGAAGUGAAUCCAGUUUUUGAAAAUAUGUUGCAACAUAGUUUCAUCACGCAUGCCAAUAAUAUAUUUUCCUCUGCGACGUAUAUGGAUUUGUUUUUGCCCGAAGAUGAAGAUAUAUUAAAAUAUAAAGUUGGUGCUUAAAUUCAAUAUUAGUUAAUAGACACUGAAGUAGGAUCUAUCAUAUCGACACUGAACCAUUAGCUAUAUUCGGUGAUGGUUUAGAAAAUAGUCAAAAUAAAUAUUUAGAUACUCAGAUGGUUUAUUUAACUUAUUUCUAUCGAUACAAGUUUUUAAGUUAUUUCCAAAGUGUUUCGUAAUUGUUGUUUGUAUAGAUAAUUGUGUCUAUGGUUAAGAAUUCAAUACUUUGUUAAAGCCAAAGCACUGCAAAAACGAA
Messenger RNA from Drosophila willistoni, 1417 nucleotides. RefSeq names its product circadian clock-controlled protein daywake-like. Bases 397 to 1164 code for a protein of 255 amino acids. NCBI's taxonomy places the organism in Eukaryota, Metazoa, Arthropoda, Insecta, Diptera, Drosophilidae. The transcript is spliced from 4 exons. The record is from RefSeq and is a predicted model, not a curated record.